Messenger RNA from Mytilus trossulus (common blue mussel), 2452 nucleotides. RefSeq lists its product as uncharacterized. The transcript is spliced from 2 exons. Lineage: Eukaryota; Metazoa; Mollusca; Bivalvia; Mytilida; Mytilidae. The coding region runs from base 106 to 1899 and encodes 597 amino acids. The record is from RefSeq and is a predicted model, not a curated record.
CUCUAUUGUAAAGAUAUUUUGAACUUUUUUUACGUAUAUAUAUAUAUAUAUAUGACAUUUUAUUUUGUUCAUGUCAAUUUAAUAAAUUGACACAGCGAAAUCAAAAUGGAAACUGACAAAAACAUUUGCAGAAGACUCUAUAAUUGUUUGUGUGAAACAAUAGGAUCAACGGAAGUUGUAAAAGCAAGACGGCAAUUCUAUGCGACAGUAGAUUAUUUCACAGAAAAGAAAAACUUUGCACUAAUUACUAGUGGUAGCAGGGCAGAAGGCUUAGACAUGCGAAGUGAUAUAGACGUAAUGUGUCUUUUUAGAUCGGUGAAUGUGAGUGAAGAAAGAACAGACUAUUCCUUUCUUAUUCCGAAUAAUUUUGUUAUGGAUACUGACAACUGUAAUCCUUGUUUUACUCAAUUAAAAGGGUACAGCUGUUUUUAUGAUGCACUAGUGCAUUGGCUUUCUACUCCAUAUGGAGAGGAAUUGCGGUUUGAAAGUGAACGUAUACGACAUUGGAUUGUUUCGAUGGUCGGUCUCUUUAGGCCUGUGUCCUUACAUGGUCCAUGUGCAUCAGACAUGAACGAAAUAAAUGGAUUUCUUGAUAUCACUGUUUGUCUGCGAUGUCCAGAUUUUAUUCAACAAGCACAACCAUGGAUUAAAAGGGAACGUUUUUGGCCUUCUCCGAAAUUGGUGUCAAAUAUAUGCAGUUAUGGUACUUUAUUAGUACCAAUAGGUACUAAGGAUUCGCCAAAUGAACAUUUAGAAUGGAGAUUGUCUUUUUCCGUCGCUGAAAAACAUCUGAUAUUUUCGUUUACACAUACUCAACUUUUAUGUUAUGCUCUUUUAAAACUUAUGUUGAAGCAAGUAAUUGAUAAAAAUGAGAAAUUUAAUGGAUUACUAUGUUCGUAUUUCUUGAAAACCAUACUGUUUUGGGUUUCUGAGGAAUCUGAGCCAUAUAUAUGGCGACCAGAAAAUAUAUGGACAUGUUUUAUGAAAUGUUUUAAGCGACUCAUAUAUUGCGUUUACUACAAAUAUCUCCCUCAUUAUUUCAUAAUCGAGAACAAUUUGUUUGAUUGUAGAUUUAACAGACAACAACAUAGCAACUUUUUGAUAUUUUUGAAAGAAUUGCAUUCGAACGGAAUAAUGUGCCUAAGGAAUUGUAAUUUGCUUUCAAACUUCUUCAACAACAUCCCUCUUGCACCAAAUAUGACUGAUACAGAAGUUGUUUGCUGUAUAUUAAAUGCAAUUAUUCAAAUGAAUUUACGGCAAUAUUUACGGUUAACAGGAAUGUUCUGUAUUGUAGGAACCCCGUCCGAACAAUUGAAAAUGGGAAAAGUAUUUAUCAAGAGAAUUUUGAAUAUCAGACCCAAUGGUUUCUUGCCAUUUAUUGCUUUUUGUUGGUUUUCUCAACUUAUAGGUAAAAGUAUGGAUAGUUACACAAAGUGUCCAAACAGAUAUAGAUACAAACUAUUGAGGCAAUUUUUGCCAUACCUUUUUAUGGGACUUUAUACAGAUUCAGUUGCAAGUUGGAUGUAUUUAGCAACAUAUUACUAUUGUUUUGGCAAGUACAGAACGUCUCUUAAACUUAUAUUCCAUUCUUUGAAGGAAUGCACUAAUGGAAAACUAUUCAACGAAAUAUGUACGUUAUCUUCCACUUAUAUUUCUACGAUCGAGCAAGAAGGAAUACGACAAAAGAUAUGGAAAAGGAGACAUGUAUAUAAGCACCAUGUCGUAAAUGAGAUAUCUUUUUAUUUCAAUUCUCGAAUUAUUCCUCCAGAAUUAGAUGUGCAGGCUACUACACUGGCUUACAUACCUUUGAGGGUAUACAUUCAUUUUCUAAGGUUUCUCUGUUUCUAUCGAUUAAAGGAAGAUUUUCAGUGUAUGCAAGCAAUUGAUGACCUUCGGUAAUCCGUAUCUAGAACACAUUUUGAAGAUGAUAGAUGUGCUCUCGGACAAGCCUACCAUUGUUUAGCAAAAGCUUUGUUGAUCUUUGGACAACCGAAAGAGUCUCGAUUUUAUUUUGCUAAAUCAAACGCGUAUAAAGACAAAUUUAAGGGUUUUUAUUUCUAAUAUUCAAUCUUACACAUAUGUGCCAGGACUCGGAACCGUGAUGGUACUUCGAACCGCGAUGGUCAUGCUGAACUGCGAUGGCCUCCGCUGAGGGUGUGUUGUUUAAUACGCUUAUGUGCGAUGGCGGCAUUGAUUUAAACAAAAAACAGUUUUGGUUUCAAGCAAAUAUUAUACAUAGAUGAUACAAACAUCAGAAAAACUCAACCAUCAUAAUAUGAGUGUUCAAACAGUUAUUGGUCUCCUUUUCUCAGUUAUAAUAAAUCUUUAAUGAAGAAAAACCUGUUUUUAUAUCAUAUGGUUUGAUGGAUAACUAUGCAGAAGUGCAAGGGUGGUUUAUACGCUGAAUAGCAUGUUAUGUUCAUGAUUGUAUCAAAACAGUCAACAAAAAGUA